GCUCGCGCGUUGAAAACAAAAGUGCAAAACUAACGGUCGUUGGCAAAAAUACUAUUAACGGUUUAUUGGGUGCAACAAACGAAGCAAUCAAUUAAUGUGAACUGUAGAAACAAAAGUGGCUAUUUGUGAAUUUAUGCUUUGGAAAAUUCAUACAAAUAACUUCAAAAGCACCAAAUUGAAAAGAAAUACAAAAAAAUUAGAUAAACAAUAUAAGAACGUGCUUUAAAAAUACCAUACGUACAUUUCCGGUUCUUUCAAGACACCUAUUGUUUCAAGGAGCGGAAAAGACCAAUACUUUACUUACGAUUUGCAAUAGUGGAUACUCGUCUUUGUCAGCACGAAAAAGUGGAAUAAAUCACGAUUAACAAUGCACUUACGUCUUAUACUACUAGUCUUGGCGACGUGCCUAUUGCGCAGCGCGUACUCUGCCGCCACCAGCGAUGUUACCACCUCAGCAACUACCGCCAAACCGCAAGGCUUCGCUGCACGCUCCAUCGAUGCCACUGAUGAGGAGGAUGAAUUUGAAUCACAAGCACAAACACAUUUGGCUUACCGACAGCAACAACAACCACAACAACGUCAAUUAUACGACUAUAGUCAGUCGGAGGAGGAUCAGGAGGAAGCCCCGCGACAAAUCUAUCAAAACCGUAAUAUAAAACAGCAAAGUAAUUACUUGAAGCAGAACAAGAAACCAGCGAGUGAAGAGGAAAGCGAAGAAGAACAAGAAGAGGAGCCAGACAGAUUGUCACAAUUGUUGGCUAAAUCUUCGUUUAAUUGCAACUCGAAAAACUCGGGCUACUAUGCCGAUGAGUCACUUAGUUGUGAAGUUUUCCAUUACUGCCAAGACAAUCAACGUCAUUCGUGGAUCUGUCCCGAGGGCUUCACUUUCCACCAAAUCCAUCUCAUCUGCAUGCCGCCAUCGCAUGACAACAUCUGCCAGCAAUCGUCGAAAUAUCACAUUGUUAACGAUUACCUCUACAAACCAAUCAAUCUCCAAGAACACCAAAGCAAACCAAAUGUGACCCUCCGCUACUCGGAGCGUUACUACCCAGAAAAUUAUUACGACAAUGAGCGUUAUGAGGAUGAAGAAGAAGCGCCUCGUCAACGUGUAAACCACCAACGGCAACCUGUUCAAGUUGGCUUCCAACAACAGCAUCAACAACAACAACCUAUUUACCAACAACCCCGCCAACAGGUACAGCAAGCGCAACAAGUGCAGCAGGUACGUCAUCAACCCGUCCAACCGCAGCCACAGCCCCAACAGCAGCAAGCAACCGUUUAUCGCAAGCCAGUAAGCACUACAACUACGGCUCAGCCACAUCCGCAGCCUCAAUUGAUUCAGCCUAUUCAACAGCGCCCCAUUGCGCAAACAAUUGCUCCACUAGUUACUCCAAAUCCUUACAGAUUCUUCACUGCUGCAUCUCCGUUGCAUCAUGCUGUGCCGCAACCCCAAGUCUAUCGUACUCCGGAAGAGAUUAACAUUUCACUAUUGCAACGCCGUCCACAACUUUUCGUUGCCACCUCGACGCCGCGUUACUAUGAAGACGAUUACUUGUAUGAGCGAAGAAAGUAAAAGUAAUAACUAAAGAAAGUAAUUAAAUCCAACCUCGACGAUAUCCUAACCACAUUCUGUACCACUAGCAUCUAGCCUUACUAUAAUGAUUUCAUAUUCAUCUUGUCUAACAAAUGCAUUUUGAAUUGAAUUCAAAAUGUAAAUCGAAUUUUUUGAAUUUAUUCUAGCUUUAAGCAUUAAGCCUAACGAAUUAUAAACCGAUUUUAAUUUUAUUUUUGUUUACAUUUUUAUUUUAUUUUUAUUUGUUUUACUGUUAUAACAGCUACAUAUUACGAAUUUGAAAGUAGUCCCAAAACUCGUAUUAUAUGUGUACCUUAAUAUGAAUGGUUUUAUGUCCGAAAUGUUAGAUAGAGAUUACUGACGUAAUUUUUUAUUAUUUUUUGUAAACUUAAAUAAAAUA
Molecule: messenger RNA, 1973 nt
Organism: Anastrepha obliqua
Lineage: Eukaryota; Metazoa; Arthropoda; Insecta; Diptera; Tephritidae
Product: putative mediator of RNA polymerase II transcription subunit 26
Exons: 4
Coding region: 368-1573 (401 amino acids)
Cellular component (GO): extracellular region
Molecular function (GO): chitin binding
Source: RefSeq, a predicted model, not a curated record